GGGGCGUGAACAAAAGCGUCGAUUGGACGCACGGAAAGCGAAGCAAUUGGUGCAGAGUGGUCAAAGCCAAAGAAGGCAAAUGACCGAUGCUGAAGCAGAGUCCCUUUUUUUGGCCAUCGACCAAGGAGAAGUCCAACAGUUUGGCAUCAGUCGAUUGGCAUCGUUGGAGUUGAACGACCUCCAUCGAGCACCGUGGUGUUUCGGAGGCUCCUCGUUGUGCACGACUCUGUUGGACUUUGCAGCAUGGCGUGGUCGUGACAGUUUCGUUUGUGCCUUGAUGACAGCUGGGGCAGAUCCCUCUCAGGGAGAAGUUGAUAUGUCGGUUUGGGAGAAACUCCCACGGGCUUAUGCAGCAUGGUUGGCCAGAGCAGCUGUUCGCCUACGAAAACAUGUGCCAGAAGAUGCCACAUGUGUUUGUGGGAAGAAAGCACUUGCGUUCUUUUCACCUUGCAGUCAUGUUUGUUGUGCUAGUUGCCCGUGGCGCCAGUUUCAAAAUUUCAACUUUGGUCGGUUGCCGGAACUGAUUUGCCCACGAUGUAAUCUGACCUUCGAAGAUCAUACCAUGGAAUUCCUGGCGCAACGUCGCGGCAUCAUCCGCUGUGACCGGGCACCUCCCUGGAUAUCUCAAUCGAACUGUCAAAGUUGUCACAGUUGCGGUUGCGUGAACGCUGCCCAAGCUACCCAGUGCAUCAACUGUGGAUGGACACCUUCAGAGCCACGAGUCGGAUGGAAAAUCGGAUGGAAGUCCUGGAAGUUCUGGAAGUUCUCGUGUUUCGAUUGGUUGAGACCGUCGAGACCUGGUCACCUUGCGACGUGCUUUGCACCGUUGAGACCGUCGUGGGAUCCGUGGCUCCGGCAACGGAAGGUGCAGAGUCUGGAGCGUUGGAAAGAACUUCCAGAGGAUUUGGAGGAGCAAGACCUGCCGGCUAAACAGAAGGGCAAACGUGCCGGCGCGUUUCGAGCAUUGAGCCCACAUGAGGUGGCCUGGGAGAAGCUGGGCUUAAGCCGUGCCACACGCUUGGAGCGCUUGCGCGUGGCCGCCGAAGUGGGCGACGCGCGGCGCUUAUCGGCACUGCUGGAGGCUGGUGUCGACGUGGACGCCGUCAACGAAUAUGGCCAAAGUCCGCUUUUCUUGGCUGCGGUGGAAGGUCAUUUGGAAGCCAUCCAGGUGCUCCUGUCCUGGGGUGCAGAUGCCUCACUCCCGUGCCACGGUGGCGUCACUGCCUAUGAUGCGAGCGCUGCAAGCACUGCCAACUCUUCGUCUCGCAGAGCCGUGUGUCGGCUGCUGAAGAACUGGAAGUCCUGGAAGACUUGGAAGUGGAGCUGCUGUGGAAGUGUUGAUGGUGCUUGUGUUUUUCCUUUGCGUCAAGGGUCGCCUGUGGCACUACCACUCCCAAGCGAGCAGAAGGCUCUGGGUGCCUGCUACGUCGAUGGUGCCUUCCAUGAGUCCUUCCUAAAAUGGCUUGAGGAUCUGUGGACAACUCUGCCCCAAGCACCUUUUUCGGAGGCCGAUGCGCCGGAGGAUCGCCGGGCAAAAGGGCGGGGCACAGAUCGCAGCCGCUUGGCAACUGCACCACGGCGCAGUUACUUUUUUGAUGCCUUGAAGAUCAUUUCUCAGCAACUCUUUGGAGCUUUGGCACUUUGCAGGACAUCGUGCACCUGCGUCGAAGCAAUGCCUCAGAUGCGCUUUCUACAUUAUGAGAAAGAUGGAUUUCUGGCACCCCAUACCGAUCUUUCAAGACGUGAUUGGCGCACUGGAAGGCGUACAACACAUACCUUCAUUCUGUAUCUCAAAGACCCUGCUAGGGAUAUAGCAGAUGGUGCGCAUGGUGGCGGUGAGACCGUUUUGCUGGAGAGUUUGAAAGGAGAUGAUUUGGCCAAAGUCACUCCUAUUCGUGGAAGACUUUUCGUCUUCCCCCACGACUGUCCGCACAAGGCAUUACCAGUGGAGCAAACAAAGCUUUUGCUACGGGGCGAGAUGCGUUGAAAAGAUGAAAA
This is a messenger RNA of Cladocopium goreaui, 1998 nucleotides long. Lineage: Eukaryota; Dinophyceae; Suessiales; Symbiodiniaceae. The record is from the annotation of a GenBank genome assembly.